Molecule: messenger RNA, 3134 nt
Organism: Paramecium octaurelia
Lineage: Eukaryota; Ciliophora; Oligohymenophorea; Peniculida; Parameciidae
Source: the annotation of a GenBank genome assembly
AUGGAUCUGUUUAAGUGUAAAUAUGUUCCUCAUGAAAAUGAAGAAGUUAUUGGAUUUUGUUUGAAUGGGGAUUGUUAAAAUACAACUCAAUAUUGUUUUGAAUGUUUAAAUACUAAAGAUUCACCACAUUCAGAACAUUUCAAUGAUUGUAUUAGAUUCACAAAAAUGAUCUAAUUUAUGAAAGAAUUGAUACAAGUGAACAAUCAAUUAAGGAUAUAAUUCAAAGAUGUCUAUAUACAAUUAUAGAACAAUGUUGCAAAAAUUUAAAAACAAUUGGAUCAAGAAAUUAGUACAUUAGAAAAUAUGACUCAACAGCUUUAAAACAAAGAGUAUUUGGCUUGUAAAUCAUAAAUACAUAUAAUAAAACAGUUUUAUUCCAAGGAAAAAGAAAACUGCAAAUGUAUCUUUGUUUAUUCAUAUAUAAUAUUAAUAGAAUAACAAAUAAUACAAUUCAAUAAUAUUCUUGAUACAUUAAAGAAGAUGUUAGCAGACUAAACUAAAAUGGAAGAAUAAAUAGAUUCUGGUUGUCAAAAGGAUACUAUAGUUAAUUAAUAGAGUGAAGAUCAAAAAAACUAGUUGAAUUUUGAAGAUGCUCAAAGAUUAUUAAAUCAAGGUAUAUUAAUUUGAUUUAUAAUAGGUGUGGAAUUAAAUAAUCUAAAUAAGUAUGAGGAAGCAAUUGAGUGUUACGAUAAAGCUAUUCCCAUAAAUCCUAAAGAUGAUUUGGCAUGGUACAAUAAGGGUAAGUAAUGUGACACAUUAUUAUUGUUUAGGCAUUUCAUUAGAUGAUCUAUAAAAAUAUUAGGAAGCAAUUGAGUGUUACGAUAAAGCUAUUUCCAUAAAUCCUAAAUUGGAUUUAGCAUGGAACAAUAAGGGUAAGUAAUGUGACACAUUAUUAUUGUUUAGGCAUUUCAUUAAAUAAUCUAAAUAAGUAUGAGGAAGCAAUUGAGUGUUACGAUAAAGCUAUUUCCAUAAAUCCUAAAUUGGAUUUAGCAUGGAACAAUAAGGGUAAGUAAUGUGACACAUUAUUAUUGUUUAGGCAUUUCAUUAAAUAAUCUAAAUAAGUAUGAGGAAGCAAUUGAGUGUUACGAUAAAGCUAUUUCCAUAAAUCCUAAAUUGGAUUUAGCAUGGAACAAUAAGGGUAAGUAAUGUGACACAUUAUUAUUGUUUAGGCAUUUCAUUAAAUAAUCUAAAUAAGUAUGAGGAAGCAAUUGAGUGUUACGAUAAAGCUAUUUCCAUAAAUCCUAAAUUGGAUUUAGCAUGGAACAAUAAGGGUAAGUAAUGUGACACAUUAUUAUUGUUUAGGCAUUUCAUUAAAUAAUCUAAAUAAGUAUGAGGAAGCAAUUGAGUGUUACGAUAAAGCUAUUUCCAUAAAUCCUAAAUUGGAUUUAGCAUGGAACAAUAAGGGUAAGUAAUGUGACACAUUAUUAUUGUUUAGGCAUUUCAUUAAAUAAUCUAAAUAAGUAUGAGGAAGCAAUUGAGUGUUACGAUAAAGCUAUUUCCAUAAAUCCUAAAUUGGAUUUAGCAUGGAACAAUAAGGGUAAGUAAUGUGACACAUUAUUAUUGUUUAGGCAUUUCAUUAAAUAAUCUAAAUAAGUAUGAGGAAGCAAUUGAGUGUUACGAUAAAGCUAUUUCCAUAAAUCCUAAAUUGGAUUUAGCAUGGAACAAUAAGGGUAAGUAAUGUGACACAUUAUUAUUGUUUAGGCAUUUCAUUAAAUAAUCUAAAUAAGUAUUAGGAAGCAAUUGAGUGUUACGAUAAAGCUAUUUCCAUAAAUCCUAAAUUGGAUUUAGCAUGGAACAAUAAGGGUAAGUAAUGUGACACAUUAUUAUUGUUUAGGCAAUUAAUUAAAUAAUCUAAAUAAGUAUGAGGAAGCAAUUGAGUGUUACGAUAAAGCUAUUCCCAUAAAUCCUAAAGAUGAUUUGGCAUGGUACAAUAAGGGUAAGUAAUGUGACACAUUAUUAUUGUUUAGGCAUUUCAUUAGAUGAUCUAUAAAAAUAUUAGGAAGCAAUUGAGUGUUACGAUAAAGCUAUUUCCAUAAAUCCUAAAUUGGAUUUAGCAUGGAACAAUAAGGGUAAGUAAUGUGACACAUUAUUAUUGUUUAGGCAUUUCAUUAGAUGAUCUAUAAAAAUAUUAGGAAGCAAUUGAGUGUUACGAUAAAGCUAUUUCCAUAAAUCCUAAAUUGGAUUUAGCAUGGAACAAUAAGGGUAAGUAAUGUGACACAUUAUUAUUGUUUAGGCAUUUCAUUAGAUGAUCUAUAAAAAUAUUAGGAAGCAAUUGAGUGUUACGAUAAAGCUAUUUCCAUAAAUCCUAAAUUGGAUUUAGCAUGGAACAAUAAGGGUAAGUAAUGUGACACAUUAUUAUUGUUUAGGCAUUUCAUUAGAUGAUCUAUAAAAAUAUUAGGAAGCAAUUGAGUGUUACGAUAAAGCUAUUUCCAUAAAUCCUAAAUUGGAUUUAGCAUGGAACAAUAAGGGUAAGUAAUGUGACACAUUAUUAUUGUUUAGGCAUUUCAUUAGAUGAUCUAUAAAAAUAUUAGGAAGCAAUUGAGUGUUACGAUAAAGCUAUUUCCAUAAAUCCUAAAUUGGAUUUAGCAUGGAACAAUAAGGGUAAGUAAUGUGACACAUUAUUAUUGUUUAGGCAUUUCAUUAGAUGAUCUAUAAAAAUAUUAGGAAGCAAUUGAGUGUUACGAUAAAGCUAUUUCCAUAAAUCCUAAAUUGGAUUUAGCAUGGAACAAUAAGGGUAAGUAAUGUGACACAUUAUUUUUUUUUAGGCUCUGCAUUAGAUGAUCUAUAAAAAUAUUAGGAAGCAAUUGAGUGUUACGAUAAAGCUAUUUCCAUAAAUCCUAAAUUGGAUUUAGCAUGGAGUAAUAAAGGUAAACCAUUUUAUAAUUUAGGCUUGGCAUUACAUAAAUUAAAGAAAUAUAAGGAUGCGAUUCAAUGCUAUAAUUAAGCUCUUUCUAUUUGCAUUAAUCCUGUAAGACUAUAAAGAAAAGGUAAACCUUUUUAAAUUAAAUAUUUAUAUAGCUGAUUCAUUAUUUGAAUUGCAGUAGAAAGAAGAAGCUAAACAAUUUUAUUUGGAUGCUCUACGCCAAGGAUCAAAUAAUAAGGAUUACAUAAAUGGAUAACUCGCCAAAUUAUGA